CUACAUCUUCUGACCUAUGGACACAGAAGGCAUUGGAGGCUCUGGACUUCUGGGGACUGGCCGGCCUCUCCUGGGCACAUGGAAGCCAAGGAUCAGCUGAGCCCUGGGGCUGAUACUUGCCCACAUUGCUGAUCCCUGGUGUGGCACCAAGACAAAGGUUAAGCCAGAGCUCGCCUACACAGUGAUCCUGAUGUCAGUUCUGAACCACUCACUCAAGGCUGAGAUAACAACAGGCCUCACUUGGCGCCAUGGCUUCUGCAGAGCCCCUGACCGCGCUGUCCCGCUGGUACCUGUACGCCAUCCACGGCUACUUCUGCGAGGUGAUGUUUACCGCGGCCUGGGAGUUCGUGGUGAAUUUUAACUGGAAGUUUCCGGGCGUCACGAGCGUCUGGGCCCUGUUCAUCUACGGCACCUCCAUCCUCAUCGUGGAGCGCAUGUACCUGCGCCUGCGCGCGCGCUGCCCGCUGCUGGUGCGCUGCCUCAUCUACACGCUCUGGACCUACCUGUGGGAGUUCACCACGGGCCUCCUCCUGCGCCAGUUCAACGCCUGCCCUUGGGACUACUCCCAGUUCGACUUUGACUUCAUGGGCCUCAUCACCCUGGAAUACGCGGUGCCCUGGUUCUGUGGGGCCCUCAUCAUGGAGCAGUUCAUCAUUCGCAACACCCUCCGCCUGCGCUUUGACAAGGACGCGGAGCCUGGGGAGCCCAGUGGCCCUCCAGCCCUGGCCAAUGGCCACAUCAAGACUGACUGACGGGGGCAGGGCCUGGAGAGGGGUGGGGGUGGGCUCCCUCAUGGAACUCGUGGACAGAGAGGCCAAGCUGUUCAGCACAAGCCCUGGGCCUCCCCCUGGUAGAGCAAACGGCCCCCGUAUUCUCUAUGGAAGGAUGAUCUUGGGGCCACAGAGGGACUUUGGAGAAGGGCCACGAAUCUCAGCCCAGCUCAGCCCACCAUAGGGCUGCCAGCCAGAGGUUUGUGGCUGAGCAACGGUGGAACUACAAGGAUGGACUUGGGAAGCAGCGGGCCUGUUACUGGCUAAGAAACAUUGAGACUGGGGUUGCAGGUGGGAGGCAAGCCCAAGGAAGCAAUGGCUACCUCUGUAGCCACCUGCCCACCUCCCCUAUGGAUUUCGCUGGGCUUUGGCUGGUUCCAUUAGGCAAUAUUCAGGUGCUUGCUUGCAACCAAUACCUCCCUGGGGGCCUCUACGCUGCAGCCUCAGACUGACUGGGCGGCCAGGAGGCUGCUUGGUGGUUGAGAUGGUGUGCAAAGGCUGGGGAACCAUCUUCUGCUCCUCUCUCCUCCCCCAGGGCCCCAUGCUGCUCCCUUGGCCCUUUGGGGCCCCCCUCCCCCUCCCCACACCCCCAUGGUGCUGGAUUCCCACCAACCUUGGGCUUUUGGAGGUUUUCAUCCCCGUGUGUUCGGUGGCGUUUCCCCUUCUCUCUUAUGUUCAAGGCCUUUGCCACUAGCUGCCCUUUUCUCCACGUCAGUCACUGUCCCAUCCCAUGUUCUCAACCCCCUUGCCAACACAGCAGCUGCCAUAGGUGAAGCCCUGAGACAGACCUCCACCUCUGCUUGCCUGUAGCCUUCCUCCCUCAUCCCCCCUCCCCACCUGCCAUUCUCUCACUGGCCUGAUGCCUAGGGGAGGUUCUAAGUUGUCUCCCAGCUCUGGUGGGGGGGGGGAGCUGGGGCAGUGCUUUCUCCCGGCUGGGGCCCUACUGAAAAUAGUAUUUAUUCCCCAGUGCACAGCUCAGCUGAGAGGGCCCCUGUGGAUCCCAAUGGGAGCCUAGAGACAAAUCAGUUCCAUGGGGGGAAAAAGCAAAGCUCCAGGUCAUAUUUGAGUUUGAAAAUGGAUUUUCAAGCCCGUCAGAUUCCUAGGGGCCCGGAGCUCUAUGGAAAUGAGGAACCGAAAGAGGACUCUUUGGAGCCUCCCUCUAACAACAAUGGAUGGGUUCUGAUUCUACCAUGGCCCAGCUCUGCAGCAAAAUCUCAGGGCUGCCCCUUUUCCAACCCUUCCAGCAAGGCUGACCCACUGAGUUUUGUCCCUCCAACAGUAUUAGCCAUGCCACAACUCAUGGGCAUCGUCAUCUCGGUUGGCUUCCCUUUCCAUGACAGGUCCAAUGCUGGCAGUGGACAGGUAAGAUCUUCAUUCCGGGCCCUCUUGGGCUCUGUCCCUCAUUCUUGAGGGAAGGGGUCUAUAAGCAAAUGUGCCAUCCUGUGAGACAUGCUCUGUUGGUCACCCUAGGAUUAGGAGGUGAAAGCUAACCUUUCCUUUCUUUUAGCAUUUAGAUAAUUAAAAAGAAUCUCCUCCUGCGUUGUUCUGUCUGGGUCAUACAGACCACACCAGCCAGGGCAGCUAGCUACCAUCUGAUGCCUGGGUCCAGAGAAAGGCUUGGAGACUUGGCCUUUGGUAGCACUUUUUUUCCCCUGCAGUUCUGUCUGGGGACAGGUCUCCAGGUGGUUCCCAGUCUGGUUCUCAAAUCUCAAAAUGCACACAAUGGGUGGCUAGCCCUGCAUUUGAUCUUGUGACCCCAGUUUCUGGGCAUCUAGGGCUCCUAGUGUUCAGAUUUUCUUGAGGGAGGGGGUAUUUGCUUUCCAUCUGUAGGUGGGGAGGAUCCCUAGUUUCCACUGGACAGUGGUUUCCCCCAGCUCUGUGCUAUCAAUCUCUUGCAAUCUCCUGUGUGAACAACCUCCUUCUGAAUGAAUCUGGUGAUCAAUUUGCUGAGCUCUUGCCAGCCGAAGAGUUCCCUAAUGCCAGCCCAAAAGCCCUUGGAGAGCCCCCCCCCAGGUCUUACCACUCAAGAUGUUGCCUUGUAGGCAUUCCCUGGCACCAAGUUCUUUCCAGGUCCUCGAAAUCCUAAGCCCUGGAGUUCCUGGAGUGGGCUUGUGUGCCUGGCAACAUUCAGCAUUACAAAUCUGCUUCCUUUAGGUGCCCUCCCCUCAGUUGCUCCUAUGACUCCUUAUGGAACACAGAGCAACCCCCUCCGUAUGGCCCCUUCCCCCCUGAGCUAGGGGAAGUUACAAUACAUGGCCUGACCACAGGAGCUGCAGGCUUGGAUCCCUCUACAGGCAGCCCAUACUUCAACUCUACUGUGUAUCUUCUGGACUCCAUUUCCUUAGUGCCCAGGGCUUAGAAGUUCAGUGUGAUGCUAGUCCCGCUGUUGAUAGCAUUUUGGGAGUGCUGGUGCAGGGUCUGCUGGCCUUUUAUGAGUCUCUGGAAUCCUGAGCCACUCCACUGGCCAUGGCAGAAUCUCCGAGUUACAUAUCACAAACAUGCAUGGUUGAGCUGCUUUGGAUGUCUGCUAGGCCUCCUGCCCUGUCCCUUCCUCAAUGCCAGCCAGCCACAAUGGCCUAUGCUUAUUCUCAGCAAUAAUAUGUAGGGAGGGCCCUUUGUGCUGGCCACUAGCUUGUUCUGUAUGGGGUCUCCCAGGAAGGCACUUGCUGGGUGGGUCAGUGAGAAUGUGUUUAUGAAGCUCUGGGCUAUCCAGAAGCUGGGAGCAGAGGCCAGAGCUCCAGGCCUGGCAGAGCUCCAGGCCUCAGCUUUGGGAGGGAGCCUCUGAGGUGAGUGGGGCUGUGGUCCCCACCUAGUCAGCUCUUGAGAAAGGCAUCUGACUGGUUUGUGAAUCCAUUGCCUGCUGUGUCUCUGUUGGUCUCUGUCUCUUCUGUUUCAUAUCUGUGCACAUAAAUAUA
Messenger RNA from Dipodomys ordii (Ord's kangaroo rat), 3685 nucleotides. It is a transcript of the gene Tmem229b, whose product is annotated as transmembrane protein 229B. The record is from RefSeq and is a predicted model, not a curated record. The transcript is spliced from 3 exons. The coding region runs from base 249 to 752 and encodes 167 amino acids. Lineage: Eukaryota; Metazoa; Chordata; Mammalia; Rodentia; Heteromyidae.